ACGCUCAGGGUGCUGCAGUGAAGCAAGAGCUCUGUCUUCCCCGAACCCAUCUGCGCAGAGCACCAUGAGCCACAGCAGGCCAUCAUUCUGGUACACUGGCUGCUCACGGUGUGGGGAUGCAUGAACCACAUGUUUCCAGCCUCCUACGCCUGGGGAAAUUUCAGUGUCCUUGCAGUGGGGAUCUGGGCCAUUGUGCAGCGAGACUCCCUUGAUGCCAUCUUGAUGUUCCUGACUGGCCUGCUGCUCACAGUCCUCACAGACAUCAUUCACGUCUCUGUCUUCUACCCUCCAAACAGCUAUCUCACUGAUGCAAAGCGAUUCAGUAUAGGCAUGGCCAUCUUCAGCCUCCUCCUCAAACCUCUGUCCUGCUACCUGGUGUAUCGAAUGUAUCGGGAGCGUGGAGGAGAGUACACCUUUAACUUAGAUAUGGAGUCCUCAUCUGACAUCCAUUUUGCCCACAAUGGCGUCACCUGUGCAGGCCAGGAUCGCAGCACCUAUGAGCCAAUUGAUCAGCAGGAUGCCCCUCCACAGUGGGCUGACUCAAGCAAGAUAGCCCAGCAUCCGUACUGAGCCCUGCUCCACAACUGAGAACAGACGCUCCCUCACCCAGUCUAGCCUUCUGCUCUUCCCAUGUUUGCUCUGAAGAAGCAAGACUUGCUACUGAGCAAACAGCAGAGGACCUGAGUUUUCAUUUCUUUUGCCUCUCUGAAGGUUAGGCAGAUGGGUUGCUGCAGUAAGUCCAGAAGACACUCAGAGGUGUCAUGUUAAACACUGUGACUCUUUGUAAUCCCACUACUCUCCUUUCCUCCCUUCCCCUAAAUCCCGCCUCUGUAUGUAUGAGUGGAUGCACCUUCUGCAGCCUUUCAAGUCUUGUAUUGUGCAUCCUCUCUAUUGUAAGUAAUGGAACCACUCAAAAUAUUCUUGGACAAGUUAUCUUUAAAAGGCUUAUAUUUUUAAGAGCCUUAAAACAAUACCAUUCAGCUUGGUUUUAUGCAGAUAGUUCCCAGGAAACAUCUGGGAGUUCCUGAGGGCUGGUUUUGACGGCAUUAAGAUUUAUGACCAUAACUCCCUGUGCUAGCUGUGGUGGUUUGUACAAAGCUGGGGUUGGUAUAAAAUGCUUAUAAAAAGCUGCUUGUGCUCCCAGCGUCUAAUGUUGGGUUUUAUUCACUGAUGCUUUUAUGCAAUUUGAAUGUUCUUCAGGAUACUUAAAAUGGCUCUUGAAUGUAGGUUAUAGAUACUCUGUGCCUUGAAAUGUCCUUUUGCCUUCAGCUGCCUAUCUUAACAGAAUUUGAAAUGUUACAUUUUUCUAAGAAAACUAUAAAAUGAA
Molecule: messenger RNA, 1327 nt
Organism: Pezoporus flaviventris
Lineage: Eukaryota; Metazoa; Chordata; Aves; Psittaciformes; Psittacidae
Gene: AGTRAP
Product: angiotensin II receptor associated protein
Exons: 6
Coding region: 121-570 (149 amino acids)
Biological process (GO): angiotensin-activated signaling pathway; regulation of blood pressure
Cellular component (GO): plasma membrane
Source: RefSeq, a predicted model, not a curated record